AUCCACCACAAAGCAACCACAGAAACAACAACAUAGCUCAACUCAAAAGGACAACAACAAAUGAUAAACAGAUCUAGCACUGUUGCAGAGAAAAAGACUGAGGCAACAUAUGAGAUUGCUUGGAUACAUGUGAGAAACAAGAAGGCCUUCACAGACGCGGAGAUUGUAAAAUAUUUUUUGGGGGCCAAGAGACAAAAUAUUGUAUGCUGAUUUCACAAACAAGGAAGCUAUUUUUUAAAAGCAAAUUAAGGUACUGCAACUCUCAGACUCGACCAUAACAAGACGCAUAAAAAUGUUGGUGAGGACAUCAGUAAGCAACUGAUUACUGACAUACCCGUGGCGCCGUGUUUAAGUAUUGCGCUUGACGAAAGCACUGAUAUAAGUUACAUUGCGCAAUUAUGUUUUUGGGUCCGAUUCCCUCAAAACGAGUCGUUCAUAAAGGAACUUUUAUGUUUACUGCCCCUUCAGGGACAAACAUGAGGAGAGGAUAUUCUGAAAGCCCUUGUUACAUUUUUUUGCUGAUAAUAAUAAUAAUGACUGGUCAAAUCUGGCAUCUGUGUGACUGACGGCACCCAAACAUGCGAGGGAAGGAGAAAGGACUCAUAGGCCUGAUGAGAAAGAGAGAGGAUAUUCCCCAAUUUGCUACGUUUCAUUGUAUCAUUCAUCAGGAAGCUUGUGGCUAAACUCAAAGACUGUGACUUACAGAAUGUGAUGCAGCAAGUGGUGCGCGUGGUGAACAUUAUUAUUGCGAGGGCACUGAAUCACAGACAAUUCCGCCAGUUGGUGGAGGAAUACCAGACCUGAUAUUUCACAAUGAGGUGAGAUGGUUGUCUUGUGGCAGAUAUUUGGAGAGAUUUCUCUCUCUCCUCCCUCAAUUCUGUGAAUUUGUUGCAAGCAAGGGGAGAAAGGAGCCAGAGCUGGAUAAUCCACAGUGGAUAUUCAAGAUGGCUUUUUUUUAACUGACAUCACCUGCCACCUGAACACAAUGAGUCUCCAGCUCCAAGGGAAAGCUAAAACUCUGGGAAAAAAUGCUGCAUUUGGUCACAAUAUUUCAAAAUAAAAUCACCACACUGUUCAUACCUGACAGUUUCCAAAAACUUAGCGCAGUCACCACAUCCAACCCAGACAUACAGCAACAUUUGAGCUAUGAUGCAUUUGUGCGUGAUGAGUUGGAGUUGGAGUUUGAGUCAAAAUUCAAGGAUAUCAUGGAGUACAAGGAGUUUUAACUUCAUUGAGAACCUCUUUCAUGUGCCAGUGUUAUCUCUGAUCGCAGCCAUCACCGUCCCCUGUCCUGACGUGCUGGAAUAGAGUGAGAUAGUGGAGCUGCAGGAAAAUUACACAUUACAAGGUGAACUAAGGUGUUACCCAUUCAUUGAGUCCUGUGUCAGAUACAGUGUAUCCAUUUCUGAAGCAGUGUGUACCAAAGGAGACCAUUUUUUGUCAGCACUUAUUCAUGUGAAGCAAUAUUUUGAACAAUGAACAGACUGACCAAUCCACACCUGAGUUGCCUCACAAGGAUAGCAACAGACUAUACAUUUAGAAUGAACUCAGUCAAGGAGCAGAAGGGGUAUUUUCACUCACCAAACUACUGAGGUAACCCUUAAUAUCAAUCAAAUCUCAUUUUUAAAUCCCUUUUACAUCUGUCAAAGUGCUGUACAGAAAACCAGCCUAGGUGUGGCCAGUCCUCUUCUGGCUGUGCCGGGUGGAGAUUAUGACAGUACAUGGCCAAGAUGUUCAAACGUUCAUAGAUGACCAGCAGUGUCAAAUAAUAACCACAGUGGUUGUAGAGGGUGCAACAGGUCAGCAUCUUAGGAGUAAAUGUCAGUUGGCUUUUCGUUGCCGAGCAUUCAGAGUUAGAGACAGCAGGUGUGGUAGAGAGAGAGAAGGGACAAGGUAGCACAUCCGGUGAACAGGUCAUGGUUCCAUAGCCGCAGGCAGAACAGUUGAAACUGGAGCAGCAGCACGACCAGGUGGACUGGGGACAGCAAGGAGUCAUCAGGCCAGGUAGUCCUGAGGCAUGGUCCCAGGGCUCAGGUCCUCGGAGAGGGGAGGGAGAGAAUUAUAGAGGGAGCAUACUUAAAUUCACACAGGACACCGGAUAAGAUGGGAGAAAUACUCCAGAUAUAACAGACUGACCCUAGCCCCCUGACAAACUAUUAUAUGUGAUGUAGCCUAUUUGAUGUGUGUAUGUAUAUAUUUAUGAUUUGCUGUAGGUCAAAUCAAUUGCAUGUGCUCGAUAUUUGCUCUCAAUUGUUAUUGGAAGAUAAAGUACAACAAAUUAAAGAUAUGUGCAACCCUCUGAAUGAUUCUCUCAACCCAAAGUGGCUCCCAGUCAUUACACAUACGUUUCCACUCCUCAGACUGCUGGACUGUUCUGUAGCUACACAUAUCGCACCCUUCCUUCUCCCUCCACAACAGUUUUCCAAUGAAGUUUGCAAUGACAUUUCCACUUAAAAUCGUCCUCUCCUCCUUUUCACAGUCGUCACGUCCGGUUCUCGUUGCACGAGCAUUUCGAGUCUUCCAAUGAUCGGUCUAUUGCGGCAUUGCCUUGUCAGUUAGUUGACUAUUACAUUUCACAAUCGAGGUAUAGGCACGUUUAACGCCUUACUGGCUUUUAAUGAAUGUGACACGAAGGAGCCGAAAUGAAUGGUGAAGCACGCGGACUGUAACCUUAGCGGUCUUGAUUUCUGCAAAAGUCAUGUCAUUCGGAACAGCGACAACCACGAUAUUCAAAACGUUAACUGUUGGGCAACAUUCACUGAUGGACAUGGAGUCUGCAUUAUGUCCCCCGUCCAAUCAGAACGGCUGCAUCCUGAACCCACUUCCUGUCUCCGAGACCAAACAGGAACAGGAAUUAGCUCCACCUCCCUGUCUGAGGGUGCACCUGUACCACCUGGGCCAGGGCGGAGCCAACAGCCAAGACCUCACCUACCCGGCAGGGGACUAUGUGGCUGAGGAGCUGUGCAUCGAUGCGGCCAAGGCAUGCGGCCUGUCGCCGUUGUAUUGCAGCCUGUUUGGCCUGAUGAGGGAGAGCGACCGCAUGUGGUUCCCACCCAAUCACAUCCUCAAACUCGACCAAUCAGCAAAUGACAGUCUCCUCUUCAGAGUGAGGUACUACUUCCCUGGCUGGUAUGGAGGCUCCUGUUCCCACCGCUAUGGGGUCAACAAGGGAAUGGACAGCCCGGUGUUCGACGAUAACGUCAUGUCCUACCUCUUCGCUCAGUGGCGUAGUGACUUUGUGCAUAGCUGGGUGAUUAUCCCAGUGGACCAUGAGACCCAGGAGGAGUGUCUUGGCAUGGCUGUGUUGGACAUGAUGAGGAUGGCUAAGGAGAGUAGCCAGUCCCCUGUGGACAUCUAUAACGACACCAGCUAUAAGUCGUUCCUACCCAAGGACAUACGUGCCCAUAUCCAAGAGUACCACUUUGUGACCCGGAAGAGGAUCCGCCAUCGCUUCAGGAAGUUCAUCCAGCAGUUCAGCCAGUGUAAAGCCACGGCUCGUGACCUCAAGCUCAAAUACCUGGUGAACCUGGAGACGCUGCACCCAGCCUUCUAUUCAGAGUGCUUCCGUGUCACUGAGUCCUUGGAAGGAGAGGUCACCAUCGUCGUCACAGGAAACAACGGCAUCCAGUGGUCCCGGGAGGAGGAUAAGGAGGCAGACAAGGGUUUCCAGACGUACUGUGAUUUCCCUGAAGUUAUUGACAUCAGCAUCAAACAAGCCAACAAGGAGGGCUCUAUCGAGAGUCGCAUUGUCACCAUCAACAGACAGGACAGUCAGACUCUGGAGCUGGAGUUCCGUUCCCUGUCGGAGGCUCUGUCCUUUGUGUCUUUGGUGGAUGGCUACUACCGGCUCAUAGCCGACGCUCACCACUUCCUGUGUAAAGAGGUGGCGCCCCCUAGGCUGCUGGAGGCCAUUCAGAGUUACUGCCAUGGUCCAGUCUCGAUGGACUUUGCUAUCGGUAAGCUGCGGCGGUCUGGGAAUCACAAGGGUCUGUACAUCCUCCGUAGCAGCCCUAAGGACUACAACAAAUACUUCCUGUCCUUUGUAGUGGGCUGUGACAGCCUAGUUGAGUACAAGCACUGCCAGAUAGUGAAGACCGAUCAGGGAGACUACAUCCUCUCUGGGGCCACGAAGAGUUUUGCUUCUCUGAGGGAGCUGCUCCACCGCUACCAGAAGGAAGCUCUGCGCUCUGACGGACACAUCUUCCAGUUCACCAAGUGCUGCCCGCCUAAAGCGAAAGACAAGUCUAACCUGUUGGUGUGCCGCAGUAACCAGGGUGCUGAGGUUCCCCUGUCCCCCUCUCUGCACAGACACAACAUCAGCCAGAUGGUCUUCCACAAGAUACGCAAGGAGGAUCUUGUCAUCAAAGACAGUCUGGGUCAGGGGACGUUUACUAAGAUCUUCUGUGGCGUGAGGAAGGAGCUGGGAGACUAUGGAGAGAUUCACCAGAUGGACGUCCUUGUUAAGAUCCUGGAUAAGGCUCACCGAAACUACUCUGAGUCGUUUUUUGAAGCCGCCAGUAUGAUGAGCCAGCUAUCCCAUAAGCACCUGCUCCUCACCUAUGGCGUGUGUGUCUGCGGAGAGGAGAACAUGAUGGUGCAGGAAUAUGGGAAGUUUGGCUCCCUGGAUACAUACCUGAAGAAGAAGAAGAGCUCUGUGAACAUCACCUGGAAGCUAGAGGUGGCCAAGCAGCUGGCCUGGGCUAUGCAUUACCUGGAGGACAAGAGCCUGGUCCAUGGGAACGUGUGUGCCAAGAACGUCCUGUUGAUCCGAGAGGAGGACAGGAACACUGGGAACCCCCCCUUCAUCAAACUGAGUGACCCUGGAAUCAGCAUCACUGUGCUGCCCAAAGAUGUCCUUGUGGAGCGCAUCCCCUGGGUACCUCCAGAGUGUUUAGAGGAGGACAGACAUCUGACUCUGACUACAGAUAAGUGGGCCUUCGGCACCACUCUGUGGGAGAUCUGUAGUGGAGGAGACAGACCACUCAGCACACUGGACUGCUCCAAGAAACGUCUGUUCUAUGAAGACCAUCACCAGCUGCCUGCUCCUAAGUGGACAGAGCUGGCCAACCUGAUCAACAGCUGUAUGGACUAUGAGCCGUCCAACAGACCCUCCUUCAGAGCUGUUAUCAGAGACCUCAACAGCCUCUUCACACCUGACUAUGAGUUGCUGGUGGAGAGUGACAUGGUGCCCAACAGGGCCAGAGGGUUUGGGUUCCCAGGGGCCUUUGAGAACCAAAACCCUGCUCAGUUUGAAGAGAGACAUCUCAUCUUCCUCAAGCAGCUGGGCAAGGGUAACUUUGGCAGUGUGGAGAUGUGUAGGUAUGACCCUCUGCAGGAUAACACUGGGGAGGUUGUGGCAGUCAAGAAGCUGCAGCACAGCACAGCAGAACACCUCCGAGACUUUGAACGGGAGAUAGAGAUCCUCAAGUCCCUUCAGCAUGACAACAUCGUCAAGUACAAGGGAGUGUGUUACAGUGCGGGCCGGAGGAACCUGCGUCUCAUCAUGGAGUACCUCCCCUACGGCAGUCUGAGGGACUACCUCAUCAAGAACAAGGCCCGCUUCGACUACAAGAAGCUCCUGCACUACGCCUCACAGAUCUGCAAGGGCAUGGACUACCUGGCGACCAAACGCUACAUCCACCGCGACUUGGCCACUCGUAACAUCCUGGUAGAGAGUGAGCUGAGGGUGAAGAUAGGAGACUUUGGCCUUACCAAGGUCCUGCCUCAGGACAAGGACUACUACACUGUCAGAGAGCCGGGAGAGAGCCCCAUCUUCUGGUAUGCCCCGGAGUCUCUGACAGAGAGUAAGUUUUCAGUGGGCUCUGACGUGUGGAGCUUUGGAGUGGUCCUCUAUGAGCUGUUCAGUGACAAGAACUGCAGUCCUCCGGCAGCGUUCAUGGAUAAGAUGGGCCGUGACAAGCAGGGUCAGAUGAUAGUGUAUCACCUCAUAGAUCUCCUGAAGAAAGGAUACAGACUGCCUGCUCCCCAGGGAUGCCCUGAGGAGAUCCAGCACAUGAUGACCGAGUGCUGGAACAUUGACCCAGCCCUGCGGCCCACCUUCAAGAAGUUAGCCCAGACCGUGGACAUGUUCCGGGACAGUAAGGAGGGCUGAGGAACCCUUCCUGGAGGUCUCUGCUGGAGGGGCCUGGCCCAGCCCACACCGAUCACCUGGGUUGUGUUCAUUAGGCACCAAACGGACUGAAAGGGAUUACCUGGACUUGUCCAAUAAGAAACGCUCAGUUUCCUUUUCUGUUGCAAAGCGCUUUGCUACGGUGUGCCCUAAUGAAUACAUCCCUGACGACGCCUCAACUCUAAAAGACGACGACAUUGAAGUCACCUGACCCAACCGUCUUCUGGAGCAGAGCGCAGAAAACGGGGGACUAUUACCAAUGGCAUUCUGGGACAAGGCUCAAAAAUGGUCUACUUUGUGAUCAAACCUAGCCACUUUCUCAGGGAUUCUGGGGAUCUCUGAAAUGACCAUAUGCUGUUCCUUUGUUGCCGUCAUUUCGCCAUUUGGAGAUGUUUUCACUGUUUGACUUCUUUCAGACUCUGACUCUCUCCAGCACAGAACACCCAGCUGUUGAUGCUGUGUUAACGGCAACACAGAACACCCAGCUGUUGAUGAUGUGUUAACGGCAACACAGAACACCCAGCUGUUGAUGCUGUGUUAACGGCAACACAGAACACCCAGCUGUUGAUGAUGUGUUAACGGCAACACAGAACACCCAGCUGUUGAUGAUGUGUUAACGGCAACACAGAACACCCAGCUGUUGAUGAUGUGUUAACGGCGACACAGAACACCCAGCUGUUGAUGAUGUGUUAACGGCAACACAGAACACCCAGCUGUUGAUGAUGUGUUAACGGCAACACAGAACACCCAGCUGUUGAUGAUGUGUUAACGGCGACACAGAACACCCAGCUGUUGAUGCUGUGUUAAAGGCAACACAGAACACCCAGCUGUUGAUGAUGUGUUAACGGCAACACAGAACACCCAGCUGUUGAUGAUGUGUUAACGGCAACACAGAACACCCAGCUGUUGAUGAUGUGUUAACGGCAACACAGAACCCCCAGCUGUUGAUGAUGUGUUAACGGCAACACAGAACACCCAGCUGUUGAUGAUGUGUUAACGGCGACACAGAACACCCAGCUGUUGAUGCUGUGUUAAAGGCAACACAGAACACCCAGCUGUUGAUGCUGUGUUAAAGGCGACACAGAACACCCAGCUGUUGAUGAUGUGUUAACGGCAACACAGAACACCCAGCUGUUGAUGCUGUGUUAACGGCAACACAGAACACCCAGCUGUUGAUGAUGUGUUAAAGGCGACACAGAACACCCAGCUGUUGAUGAUGUGUUAACGGCAACACAGAACACCCAGCUGUUGAUGAUGUGUUAACGGCAACACAGAAGGCACGUGAGGGAAAGCAACACAGAAUAUGUACUGUACAGUUAGUAAAGGAUGUUCAACUGCCUACAUCCUUAACUCAAGUGGAUUAUGUCAAACCACAUUUCUCUUUUUCACCUUAGGGAAGAACUAAUAAAGCAAUACUGCUUUUAGAGACACAAAGACGUGGGAGGAAAGGGUGAUGAAAAAACAAUGAAGGGAGAUGUUUGACAAAGGGUGCAGCCUGUAUUUCUGUUUUCUCUAAGCACCCGCCUACUUAUCGUCGUACCCUGAAAUCUUGGGCUAUUGCAAAGUAACAUGCGGAAGGAACUGUCCAUGUGCCCUUGAGCGAAGUACUUCAUUUACUCCAGGGGCGUUGUACUACUGUGGUUGACCCUGUAAAACAGCACAUUUCACUACACCUAUCUGGUGUGUAACAAAACACAUAGUGCCUCCCUGUGACAACACACAUAGUGACCCCCUGUGACAACACACAUAGUGCCCCCCUGUGACAAAACACAUAGUGCCCCCCUGUGACAAAACACAGUGCCCCCCUGUGACAAAACACAUAGUGACCCCCUGUGACAAAACACAUAGUGACCCCCUGUGACAAAACACAUAGUGCCCCCCUGUGACAAAACACAUAGUGCCCCCCUGUGACAAAACACAUAGUGCCCCCCUGUGACAAAACACAUAGUGCCCCCCUGUGACAAAACACAUAGUGCCCCCCUGUGACAAAACACAUAGUGCCCCCCUGUGACAAAACACAUAGUGACCCCCUGUGACAAAACACAUAGUGCCCCCCUGUGACAAAACACAUAGUGCCCCCCUGUGACAAAACACAUAGUGCCCCCCUGUGACAAAACACAUAGUGCCCCCCUGUGACAAAACACAUAGUGCCCCCCUGUGACAAAACACAUAGUGCCCCCCUGUGACAAAACACAUAGUGCCCCCCUGUGACAAAACACAUAGUGCCCCCCUGUGACAAAACACAUAGUGCCCCCCUGUGACAAAACACAUAGUGACCCCCUGUGACAAAACACAUAGUGCCCCCCUGUGACAAAACACAUAGUGCCCCCCUGUCCAUACAGAGUCAUCGUGAAGAACAUGCCCAUAGAGAUGCAAUGUAAUGCUGUCUUUAAUUCUGUCAGAGUGACUCUAUGAUCUGUAACUGUAAAGCAGCAAUGUGGGCUGACAGGCUUUGCUUGUCCCACUACUCUAUUGUAAUAAUGGAGUUUAAUCCAGGGAUCAUCAACUAGAUCCAGAAGCAGGCCGAUAUGUUUCGUUAGAGGGUUGGAACAUAAGUACAAAUCAUUUGUGAACAGCAAAUUGACCGCAAGAAGCACAAACAGAUGUUUGUCUAAAACAUAAUCAUUUCAAACCUUCCUUAAAUUAGUAUAUGAUCACAUUGUGUCUAUUAUGCAUGGGAAUACAGAUUUCUUACACAUUUUUUACAAUAUUUUUGCUCAGAAUAAAACCACCCAUGGUUUAAAUUUGGCCCACGGGCCGCCAGUUGGGGAACCCUGGUUUAAUCUGUCUGCUUGUUUGUUGCUGUCUACCUUUUUAUUGAAUGUUAUGGUAGCUGUGCUGACAGUCAUACAUGAUGCCGUCAUGUCAAGGUCAGUGUUUUGUGUGAACAUGGGUUUUUUUUUUUCAUAAAAAAAUCAUAACAUGAUCAUGAAGAAGUGGGAAGUAUUUAGAAAAAAACAUAUUUUUUAUUUUUUAUAUACAAGCCAGUAUUUCCCUGUAUUUGCGUGUUGAAUGUAAAUCUGCUGUUGUUGAAUAUGAAUAAUAAUCCAAUGGCUAAAUUGAUUGUAAACUAUCAGCUAUUUUAUAUCAAAGCAGUCAAUGUUAUUGCAGAACUGUUGCUAUGGGUAACCUUCGUGUUUUUUAUUUAUAAGAGAGCCACUAUUAAAGUUGAACUGCAAUGUUAUUUGGUUGUAGUCAUCCUGUCUUGCCUCACAUUAAACAUAUUAGAUUGA
This is a messenger RNA of Oncorhynchus kisutch (coho salmon), 9363 nucleotides long. Its product is annotated as tyrosine-protein kinase JAK2. The record is from RefSeq and is a predicted model, not a curated record. The transcript has 24 exons. Gene Ontology annotation, molecular function: growth hormone receptor binding; ATP binding; non-membrane spanning protein tyrosine kinase activity. Bases 2699 to 6112 code for a protein of 1137 amino acids. NCBI's taxonomy places the organism in Eukaryota, Metazoa, Chordata, Actinopteri, Salmoniformes, Salmonidae. Gene Ontology annotation, cellular component: cytoskeleton; cytosol; membrane. Gene Ontology annotation, biological process: growth hormone receptor signaling pathway via JAK-STAT; intracellular signal transduction; protein phosphorylation.